AUGCACCAAGUUUUGGAAGGCAUGGGUAUAGGCAAGCCAGCGAGUACUGCGGAUAAAAAAGACAACACCAAGGGAAGCACUCCGCAGGACGUACCACAAUCAAACCAAAAGGACGUCUUCAGGAUCCCCAACUUUGCGCGGUCUCCAAACCCAGCCAAAGAAUCAUGGCAAGGCACUCCUCCGUCAAGCGCAUCUCCAAACCCACACAUCCGCCGCGUAGCAGCCUCAAGCCCACCCAUGCCCUCGCCCAAAACAAUCAUCUACAUAACCCUCCUCAUUGCCGUCCUCACAAACCCCACAAUCGCAAGGCCAAUCUCGCCUUUCGCUCCCGGUCUCGCCCGUCCCCGUAGCAUCGCCCACACUACAACCACCACCACAAUCACAAUCACAUCCACCGACAGCGCCGCCCUCGCCGGCAAAAUCUUCUCCUGGAUGAGCACCUUUCUGUACCUGGGCUCCCGCCUCCCCCAACUCUACAUGAACCAAGUCCGCAAAUCCACCGCCGGCCUCUCCCCCGCCCUCUUCGCUGCCGCCUUCUUCGGCAACCUCUUCUACUCCUCCUCCCUCGCCACAAACCCCUGUGCCUGGCGCGACUUCGCCCCGGGUGAAGGCGCCGGUUGGGUCGACCCCCAAGGUAGCAACCGUGAAAACUGGAUCCUCCGUGCCUCCCCCUUUUUCCUCGGAGCCGCAGGCGUCCUCCUCAUGGAUGCAGCCGUAGGCCUCCAAUUCUGGUUCUUCGACGACGCAGUACCCCCGCGUGGUCGCUCCCAGUUCCCGCGUGACGACGAGGUCGUCAUUACCAUUGACGAGAAUGGCAAGCUCAUCCGUAAGAGUCUGCAUUGGAGGCGCGUCAGUGGGUGGAUGAGGGGUUGGGCCCCGGCUGUUAGUGUCGCUGCUACUCCCAAUGUUAGUCGCGCUGUUACGCCUAUGGAUUCGCCCCGCGAUGCUAGUCCGGCGGGUAGUGUGGGGAGUAGUCAAAGUAGCAGUAGUCAGAGUAUCCCGAUCAAAGGACGUGGCAAUGCGUUGGAUGAGGCCAGGGCGUUGUUGGGGACUAGUAGGCAUGCUAGUCCCAGGAGUUAUGGCGCCGUGGGUAGUCCCAGGUAG
Messenger RNA from Bipolaris victoriae FI3, 1104 nucleotides. RefSeq lists its product as hypothetical. The record is from RefSeq and is a predicted model, not a curated record. NCBI's taxonomy places the organism in Eukaryota, Fungi, Ascomycota, Dothideomycetes, Pleosporales, Pleosporaceae. The transcript has a single exon. The coding region runs from base 1 to 1104 and encodes 367 amino acids.